GGAAGCUUUGCUCCGCUUCUCGUCUGCUAAUAAGCUAGCAUUAGGUCGUUACCUUGACGUUACUUGAUUAUCUUACAGCGGUAAAAUGUAUACAGUUGAGUACACUGUAGUUUCUGGAUGUAUCCAAGCUCUGCCGUCGCUGCCCCCGAGUAUUUCUAAGGAAAAUGGGAUACGCUGAGUGCAACAUUAUCAUGGAAUCGAGAAUCGGGAGUGUAUCAUCUGGACUGGGAUGCAGCCCUGGUAUGAAAGGACAGACUUUGAAAAGUAGCCCUUUCUGCCCUCGCUCCUCCAGCAAGCUGACACAGUCCAUCAUUAAAGACCACAUGGUGUCUCACUACAAAAAGGUUUACUCAGCUAAAGCUGCCAUUGAUGCCUCAGUACCCAAAAGCUUGGUACAUAGUGUUAAGUACAAUGACCAGAUCAGACAGGAGCGUUUGAGGAAAGGAGGUCGUCCUCAGUCAGCCCACUCUCUCUCACAGAGGAAUAGCAGAGCCUCCUGCUCCAUAGCCCAGAGUAGAUUAUCUGUGCAGUAUGAUGACAGUCGCUACCUCUGCUCAAGGAGUUCCACUGUCUCCAGCCCAAGGUUCAGUACUUCCUUUCAUGCCAAGGAGACAGUUUAUCCAUCGUUUAAAGUCGGCUCACAAAACCAGUUUCAACACGGCCGCCCAGCAUCAGAAAUAAAGUACCAGAGCCCAGAGGUGACUUCACACAGAAAGCAGUCAGCGUGUUCACUGGCAGCUUUGGGAGAGCAGAGUUGCUACAAGACUUUCCAGGACCCUGUUCAGAAGACGUACAGCGGAGACUUACUCCAGAAACAUUCACAGCACUUUACCCAAGACAAACCUUUCAUCCCUAAGACCCUGAAGUCAGAUAAGAGUUCGUACCUGUCAGGUUAUCGCUACUACAGAGCACCAAGGAGGAAACCUACUCAGGAUUGCACUCAGUCAAGAUUGAUGCGACAGGAGACAUAUCAUGAAAGCACAAAAACCAAGGAGUGCACCCAGGAAUUGUAUGAGCCAUCUCAGGGAUUUAGCACAGAGCACGAGUGGUCUGAGGAUGACCUCAAUGACACGUAUUUCCCAGCAUCUAGACAACAGAGUCGAGCAAACAAGAGCAGAGACCGUGAUUUCUUUGACUUCUUAUCCAGGGUCUCACCACACGGCGGGAAAUCUCCCAUUAUGAAGAAUGUAUCUGCAGAGGAGGAAGAAUUGAAGUACCUCGAAUUCAUUUCUGCUGUAACAGAGGACAUCUUGUCCAGGGGGCACAUUUCUGACAGGGUCUUAGACCAGGUGAUAAAGCGCCAUAUUGACAUGAAUCAGCAUCAACUUGAUGAGGGUAAAAUGCGCCACCUUCUGGAAGUCCUGCGUAAAGAUUUUGAAGAGCCAACCAACAUUUCCACCUGCAGCGCAGAGCUUGAAAAAAAGGAGAAUGGUCUGCUUGAUGCAUUCCUACUACAUAAAGAAUCAGAGGGGACCCAAUUGAAGCCCAAAGAAAACAAUGACUCCUUCCCUUAUGCAUCACUAAUUAAAUACUGCGAUUCACCAGAUAAUGCUGAUCCUUUGUUGGUGUCUACACCCUUAGGCUCUCCUGAAAGGACUGCCUCAGCAACUAAAACAAAUGAAAAGGACGGAGAAGAUGACAAUCUGGAAAAGGGCAUUAGCUCUCCUUGGCUCAGUGAGCAUGUUUCCGAUAAUAUAGGAAUCGGUGAAGGGGAUUUCCAUCAAAAUCAAAUAAGCACAACUGUGACCAGUGAAGUCAGCAAUGAAAACCAUGAGUACACCACUAUAACCAGUGACAGAGGAUUUCAUCAAGACCAAGCUGAGGUCAGUUAUGAUGGACAGUCUAAAGAGCUUGAGGAUCUGGGGAGAAGUCUGUCACAGUCGCUUCAUGUGUCCAGCAAUACACACUACAACAACAUGGAGAGCGCUGAGCAACAUACAGAUACAGUUGCUUCUGUCAGUGAUGAUGAGUUCUGAGUUUUGCUGUAUUCAGGGAUUUAAUGUCCUAUAGGUUUUUUUGUUACCAAUUGAGUGUUUUUACAGGGAAAUGUAAUAUUUGGAGUUUUAAAAGCAUAGUUUUGUAAUUUGGUUGUGUUUUCCAUGUUUUUGCAAGCUCAAGUGUGGUGUAGGCCCAU
Chelmon rostratus (copperband butterflyfish) is the source of this 2134-nucleotide messenger RNA. RefSeq names its product spermatogenesis associated 7 (gene spata7). Gene Ontology annotation, biological process: protein localization to photoreceptor outer segment; protein localization to photoreceptor connecting cilium; microtubule cytoskeleton organization. Gene Ontology annotation, cellular component: axoneme; ciliary basal body; rod photoreceptor outer segment. The transcript is spliced from 12 exons. The record is from RefSeq and is a predicted model, not a curated record. Bases 165 to 1976 code for a protein of 603 amino acids. NCBI's taxonomy places the organism in Eukaryota, Metazoa, Chordata, Actinopteri, Chaetodontiformes, Chaetodontidae.